AGAACUGUCAAAACGGUUGUCAUUCUCCGAAAAGUCCGCUUGUGGUGGGUGCAAAAUUUUGCAAUGUUUUCUCGGUUUGGGACAAUUUUCUCAUAAAUUCGGUGUGUUUUCGGUGCAAUUGUGGAGCGGUUUGCUGUGCAUAAUAAAGUGUACUUGAUAGAGUGGUGAACCCGUGCUUGACGGAGGUUUGAUUUUCUAGGAAGAACCCUAGCCCCGAAUCGAAAUCAACAAGCCGCCUUAUUUUCGCGGCGUCUUCCUUAAUGGCGUAAACAUAGAAAAAGAGCGCAUCUUGAAGGAAAAAAAAAUGGAUCAAUACCCGUACAGCAUCCCACCGGGGUUCAAUUCGUAUGCGGGAAAUCCCCCGGAGAAAAAUACGGACCUACCGAUUGAAAGCGCCGUUCCCGGUCAAAAUCCGUACUUCGCAACAGAAGUACCGCCCUUUGGAUAUGUUCCUCCCAUGGCAGCACAAGAACAUCAUCAUCAUCAGCAACAGCAUCUUAUUCCACCAAAUCCCGUACCGAUUCCAUCGGUUCAUGCUAACGGGAUGAUGCCGUCGGUUCCGCCAGAAGUUACAGCGGGAUUCACUCCAUAUAACAACAUGCCAGCUUACGGUGGACAGCUUCCGGACACAGCAGUGCAGAUGCCACCUAUGGUUGCUCCCGUUGGGAUAGACGGAAUGUAUAAUGCACAAAGCUUCGAUCCGCAAGGAGCUCCUAGUGCUCAACCCUCCGAUUUUUAUCAUCCGCCGGUAUCGGUCGUCAAUCCUCCGGCAGCGGUUCCACCAGUAGACGUCGUUGAGCCCAACGCGACUGAGAACGUUGGACCGUCGGAAACAUUAAUAUUUCCACAAGAUAAUCAAGGACCAGUUGCUGAUACUGUUCCUGAAGUUUCGAACAGCAACGCUGAGAUAGCUGUGAAUGAGAAAUCAACGCAAGAAACAGUUCCAAAUGUUGUUGAAGAUUCCAACAAAGAGUCUACUCAACAAGCGGAGGCGUCAGAACCGGCUGCCUCUGAAGAAACCCCGGAUUCGCCCAAAGAACCUCCACAGACAUCACUCACCACCGAAUCAGGCGAACCACCGGUCACGGAAAAUGUCGACCCUGCAGCGAAUGAAGUCUCAGACGAUGCUCCUCAAGAAGAAACAGAUUUUCCGCCAAAGUCCCAUAGUCCAACUCCCCCGCGCAAUCUGGGCGCAUCAACCGAAGAUGUCUGCGCGACAUCGGUCAAGAAGAAGCGACGACGAAUCAUGACGCUCAACGAUGAGGAAGACAGUGGAGAUGACGAUAAUACCAAUCGCAUGGAGUUGCUUCGGUCACCGGAACCCGAAUCGACUGAAGCGAAUGAUGUUCCUGGGGCUAGCUCGAUUGCUGAUGACCCAGCAGGAGAGGUUGAACGACGUCGUAGUAAUGAAGGCAAUAGAUCAGAUGACGACAGUGAAAGAAAUCAUGACGAAGAUGAUGGUCGACCGAAAUCGAGUACAUCUGGUGCUGCGUCCAUUUUCCAGAACGUAGUCAUGAUCCCGGCUGGAGGAGAAUCGGAGGCCCAUAAGCGAAAGAAGAUUCGGGUAUUGGACAGUGAUGACGAUGAGGAAGAACAGAAGCCGCUUGUCAAUGUGGACGACAUCGGAUUGACAGGAGAAGGAGCAGAUGAUCUAAAUCCGGGUGGUUUGCUGGUGGACGAGAAUGCCGAGAAUGACGAUCUUGGCGCCGUGGAUGGGAUCGAAUUGGAUAAAAUGGAGCAAAUAGUGGCAAUGGAUGCACCGAUCAUCGAUCCAAGUGAAAUGGCGAAUGAAGAUGAAGAUGACGAAGACGGUGGAUCGAAUGUUGGCGAGCACGACGAGAAUGAGAAAGAUACAAGCGAUCGAGAAGGUGGCGAAGAGGAACAGGAGGAGGAAGAGUUAGGCGAAGAAGAGGAAAUCGUUGAAGAAGGUGUAGAAGUAAUAACUGCAGAAGAUGACGAUGGAGAAGCGAUUGGAAUAGCAACGGAUGACGAGCAGGAACUCGAACAAAAUGUAGAACCCGAUGCAGCUUCGGAAGCGGCAGCUUCAGACGCAGCAGCUUCAGAUGGAAGUGAAGGAGACGACAAUCGAGGGAGUGGUGCAGAUGAUGAACAAGCGUCAGAAGUCGAACGAUCAGAUGCAGAAGAUCAAAGUGAGUCCGAGAAGAGUGAUAAAGAAGAAAGUGAUCAGCAAGAAGAAGAAGAUGACGAACAGAAUGACCAAAGUGAAACGCGAUCAACGUCAACGCCCGUCGAACAAGACAAGGAAAGCCAAGAAUCCGAUUCCAAGCAGCGACGCAAAAGAAGUGACGAGACCAAAAGAUCCGACAGUGACGAUGAUGUGGUUUGUCAGAAUGAUCUGGAACUGAACACGAUAUCUUUGCUCACGGAUGAAGAAGAUGAUAACACUACGCCAUUGCCUCCGCCCAAGAAGGAGCUUCCCGUCGUGAGGAUAGUUAACAUCAAAAAAGAAUUGCUGGACGAUCGAUUUGCACGGAGGGAGGCCGCCGCACGGUUGGAUGCGGCCACAUCAUAUCAACAGCAGCACUACAUCAAAAAACAGCAGCAAAUGGCACAAAAGAAGCGAGAGAAGCAGAAGAAACGGAGCGAACGAACCUUCGAUAACAAUAAUCCGUUUGGUGCAUGGAGCAGUUCCUCCAGCGACGAUGAAUUCAUCCCGAACGACAUCUAUUUCGGGACACCGGAUCGGGUAUUUACAGCCACUACAAAAAUACGAUGUCAGCGUCAGAAGAUGCUAAACGAUCGUUACUCGAAACAGAGCAAAACGAAUCGAUCCAACAAGCGGAAAUAUGGUGAAGAACCAGACGCAGACCAACGACGGAAGCAGAAGCAAAAGCUUGAAGAAAUUUCCCGUCUCAAUCUACCCACUUAUCAGCAGCAACAGCUGCAAACCCUGCUAAGGAAGAAGAAAAAGAACCGACCCGAUCGGUUCUACGACAAAUCACAGGACAUUCCCAAUGAUAUCUACUUUGGAAAUGUGAAUGUUCCUCUCCAUAUUUUGCAUGGUUUUGGGGAUAGUUCAUCGGAUGAAGAGCGGAGGGGUGGAAAUAUCUGGAGGACGUCGCAACCAAGUACUAGCAGCACUAGCAGGAGUGCGAAGUAUCAAUCAAGUAGCAAAACUUAUAAGAAAGCUUCGUCAUCUUCCAGUUAUAAAUCGCCACACAGUCCCAGCAAUGAUCGGUCGGUGCAAGCGAUGAAGGAGUACUUGAAAAUCGCUGGAUUCAAGAACGUGAAGUUCCACAAACUAUGGGAAGGUUGCAAAUCAAAUCAGGAACGGGCCAAUGCCAUUCUACGUCUUAUGCAGGAAAAGGGCUUGGAAGGGGAGCCCACCAUAGCGAAGUGUCGUGAGCUGCGCAAGCAACUGCAAAUGGAGCGAGAGGCCCAAGUGCUGGACACUAGUUUGAUCAUCGAUUCGGGCGAAGGUCGGAUAACACGAAGAAGUGCAAGAAAUACGCAAAACCAGCUAUCCCCGGGUCCACCCUUAGACCCCAAUGCACCCUCAACGUCGGGUCUUUCGCAACCUCCGGCUGUUCCGCCGGAAAGUUUGGAGACAUUGAAUCGCAUCCGGAAUGUGAUCGAUCCGGACUCCGACGGGGAAGAGUAAUCCACGAUGUACACAUAGGUAGAAGAUUUCGAUCGUAUUCCUUGGCCAUACAAAAUUUUAACUGAGCAAGUCAACAGCAGUAGUGAUUGAAUUGUAAUUAUGAUUGAAAUCAUAGAAUGUUUCAAUUUUCUUUUGCAGGACAUCAAUUUUCAAUGAUUUACAAAAUAUGCGCUGUUUUCUCCAAGAGAACGCAUAAAGAUUUUAUUUCCAUAGAUUCACAUUAUAAUUUUAUGAUGAUAGUUUCCUACAAACAGAUUAUUUCCACAAACACUAUUAUUGAAAGUUUAAACCAUAGAAUAUGUUAUACACAAAUUAGCACCGUAUAUUAAGAAAUGAAAAUUGUAAAUGCUUAGAAUACAUUGUGGAAUCAAAAGUCACUCUCAUUAGAAUAGGGAAACCGAAAUAAGUCAGAGAAAACAAAUUUUACAAGCAGAUAGAAUCGAUAUAUGUAUAAUAGCUUGAACAUAAAUUUAAAUAAAACUUGGCUUUUCGAAAUGUGCA
Molecule: messenger RNA, 4123 nt
Organism: Aedes aegypti (yellow fever mosquito)
Lineage: Eukaryota; Metazoa; Arthropoda; Insecta; Diptera; Culicidae
Product: protein IWS1 homolog
Exons: 6
Coding region: 305-3622 (1105 amino acids)
Source: RefSeq, a predicted model, not a curated record